AUGUUAGCGUCUACAAAUAAUACACCAAAAAAUAAUAAAAAAGAAAAAACUACAAAUAAUGAGGAAUAAAGAACAAUAGAGAGGCUUAGAUUUCUUUUGAAAAAUGCCAUAUAAGUAUACUAAAAAAUAUAAUAAUAAAUCUAGCUUAAUGAUGAAUUGGAAAAGAAGAAUGCUUUGUUGCAAUAUAGAAUAGAACAAUAAUAAAAUUAAUCUUAAUAAUCAAUUUAAUAAGAAGAUUACAAAUAAUAGCUUGUUAAAGUUUAAUAACAACUUUUAGAAGUAUAAUAGGAGAAUUAGUAGCUAUAAUUAAGUUUAAGAAAUAUCAAAUAAACAGGUAUAAUUUAUAUGGUAUGAUAUUAAGGAAAUUAAAAUGUAUAAAAUAAUAACAAAAAAUUUGAGUUGAUUCUGUAGGAUUGUGCAGUGUCUUAGAUAGAGAAACAAUUUUAUGAUUACUUUGAAAAAUCAUCAUCAAUUCUUUAGGAGCAAAUUAUUUUGGAAUUAUAGAAUAGAUUAGAACAUUAUUAAACAAAAUAUUAAAUAGUAGAGAUUCAUAAAGUUACAAGCUUUACAAAUUAGGAUAAAACUAAAUGUAUUGAAUCAUAGUAGAGAGAAAUUGAUAUACUUGAGUAAAAAUUAAGUAAUAGUGAAAAAGAACUUAAUGAUUUAAAACGUAUAAAAGAUUAAUAGAAUUAUUAUAGGUGUUCUAGAAUCAUAUUAAUAAUAAUAGUCAAUGAAAUAAAGUUAAUAAGUUAAUGACUUUUUCAAUUCAAAUUAAUUUGAAAUCUUUACUUCUAGACUUAAUAAUAGUCAAGGAAUGGAUGAAUGUUUGAGUACUGAUAAAAGAUGGAUAGAUAUUGAUAAUAAUUAACUUAAUUAACUUAAGAUAGAUGAUACAAAAAUAUUUCAGUAUUAAAAGAUUAUUGAUAAUUAAUAAAUUGAGAUUGAAAAUCUUAACAAUAAAGUAUCAAGUUUAUCAUAAGUAUGAAUGAAUAAAUAGUUAUAGAAAAAAAACCAAUUAAAAUUAUAAAAUUAAGAACUUUCAACAGUUUUAUAUUAAUAAGCAGAAACCUGUUAAAGAAUUAUAUCCAAUUUACAAACGAAAGUUGAGAAAUAACUACUUUAGAUAUAGUAUUAUGCUUCAAUGCAUUAAAUGAGAUCUAAAUUAUUUUAAGUAUAUAUUUGCAACCUAUUUUACAGUAGUAAUCCUCUUAACAUAAUUUAUAGAGCAGUUAAAAAAUAGAUUAAAGAAAAAAGUUUACUUAUCAUUCUCCAAAUACUAAUAAUAGUUCUCCUGUUUCUUUAGCUAAAUCUUAAAAUUAUAAUAGAUCAUUUAAAAAAGUAAUAUUAUACAAUAAAUAUUUAAUAGCAAGAUUCUUUUAAUGAUUAAACUACAUGGAUAAUCAAGACUACAGAUGCAUCUUUGGUUAAAAAAAUAGAUAAAAAGGAUUCUUAAUCAGAAAGUACAACUGAUUAGGUUCCAAAACCAACUAAAUUGUCAACACAUUUAUAAGAAGUGAAGAAAUCAUUAGAUUAGAUGUAAAAUGGUAUUUGCCCAUAAAAAUUUUUAAAAGGAUAUUAUUUUAUAUAAAAUAAACCAAUUUUAACUUUAGAAGAUUUUUGA
Molecule: messenger RNA, 1621 nt
Organism: Paramecium sonneborni
Lineage: Eukaryota; Ciliophora; Oligohymenophorea; Peniculida; Parameciidae
Source: the annotation of a GenBank genome assembly